GGCUCCCGCCAUUUUGAUUAAGUUUGUUCGCACAAUAAGUACUCUAUAGAAAAGCAGCAGUACUGUAAAAUAAUAAUCCCAUUUAUCAUGGAAUAACGUUUUUAUUAUUAUAAUUUUUAUCACAUUAGAUAUAUCCUAGAUACAUUAAUUUGGCAUCAUGGAUGGUCCGAAUCGCGGGUUCCGAGGAGGUCGCGGCGGACCUGGGCCUCGCGGUCGUGGUGGUUUCGAUAUGCGUGGAAGGGUUGGAUUAGGUUUACGUGGACGUGGAGGUCCUUUCCGAGGUAUGCCACCUCUACGUGGUGGACCCCGUGGAUUUCGAGGAGGACCGAUGCGUGGCGGCGGCGAUGAUCGUGGAGGUCGCUUUCCUCCAGGCCCUCAAGGCCCCGGUCCUCACCCAGUACCUACUAUUGAGUCACGUGGGCCACCUCAAAGAGGUGGUUUUAACAAUAACAGAGGAGGUCCGGGUGGUAUGAGAGGUCGUGGUGGUAGGGGUCGUGGAGACUUUGGUCCUCGCAAUGACAGAGGUGGUGGACGAGGGGGCAUGCUGAUGAGAGGUCGAGGACCCAGAGGUGGGCAUGGGCCACCAGGCGGUCCAUCUCCUCAUGGGCCACCUGCACCUGUUGGGCCACCAAAUAUUCCACCUCGUCAAGUUCCAGUACCUCAUCAGCCAGCUGGUCCGGGACCACAAGGACCUCCAUUCAAGAGAGGAGGUGGUCCUUUACAUGGGCCUGUAGGUGGACCCCCUAAACGUGCUAGAUUUGAUGGGCCAAGAGGUGGUGGUGGAGGUGGAGGUGGAAGGCCACCUCCAAACAAUGGGUACCAACCACCCGCCCCACAACAUAAUGCACCACCGUCUAAUGGAUAUGGACCUCCUUCGCACACAGGCUAUCAGCCAUAUGAACCACCUGCAGCAGAACCUUAUGCUCCACCUUCUUAUAAUACUUCAAGCUCAUAUCAAAGCAACAACUAUUCAUCACAACCUCCAGCCCAGUCUAACUCGGGCUAUAACUCUGGUGGAUAUGGUGGUUCCUCGAGUUAUGGUUAUUCCACUGGCGGGCAAGGUUAUGAGAACGAGGGUUACAGUAAUAACCAAAGCGGCGCAGGAGAUGCUGGUUAUGGUCCAGCCGAGCCUAACUACGGUGGUCCCACACCAAACUACGACUCAUACUCACAGCCUUCAUACAACACCUACCAGCAACCACAGUACAACAACAACUAUGGCAGUUGGUGAUCUCUAAGAAAAAACUAUGAACAGCUAGCUAUAUGAAACUCUAAAUAUUUGUAGCUGGAUCAAUUAUUCGAAGCAUAUUCAAUGAAUGCAUUAUGUUUUAAUUUAUUAUGUCAUAAUUAGGUAAAAAUUAGGUUAUUUUUUAGACAUAUUGACUAAAUAUAAUGACGAUGUUACAGACAACCCAAGUCACAGAUUUUUAUAUAAUACUAAGCAUUUUAAUAAUUUUUUUUGUGCAAAUACUGUUUCAUUUUCAAGUCACAAUAUAAAUUAUUUUAAUAAUAUAAUAAUACAUAAUGUAUUGAGAGGUGAUUUGUAAGUAAAUGGUACAAGUAGGUACCACCAUAUUUAGAUUUUAAGAACUCCAAUUUCGUAUUGAUAAUAAAAACAAUGGAAGCAAA
Molecule: messenger RNA, 1629 nt
Organism: Danaus plexippus (monarch butterfly)
Lineage: Eukaryota; Metazoa; Arthropoda; Insecta; Lepidoptera; Nymphalidae
Product: collagen alpha-1(III) chain-like
Exons: 9
Coding region: 158-1231 (357 amino acids)
Source: RefSeq, a predicted model, not a curated record